GGAAUCGGGAACGCGAUGGCGCGGGCGUUCGCGGCGGCGGGGUGCGCGGUCGUGGCCACGGCGCGGUCGCGCGCGUCCAUGCGCGGGCUCGAGGGGGACCCGCGGUACCUGCUGCUGGAGCUCGACGUGGGCUCCGACGAGAGCGCGCGCCGCGCCGUUGGGGACGCCCUGCGCGAGUUCGGCUGCGUCGACGUGCUCGUCAACAACGCUGGGGUUCACCUCGUCGCGCCGCUCGCCGAGGUGCCCAUGGACUCCUUCCAACAGGUGUUCGACACCAAUGUCUAUGGAGCAAUGAGGAUGAUUCAAGCUGUUAUUCCUCACAUGAUGGAAAGACGCAAAGGCACGAUUGUGAAUGUUGGAAGCAUUACUGCCUUGGCUCCCGGACCGUGGGCUGGCGCAUAUUCCGCAUCAAAAGCUGCUCUUCAUGCAUUGAGCGAUACACUAAGGGUGGAAUUAAGAAAUUUUGGCAUAAAUGUCAUGAUUGUUGCCCCAGGAGGCACUAAGUCAAAUAUAGGAAGUAACUCUGCAUACAAGUAUGAUCAAAUAAACGACUGGAAGUACUACAAAGCGUACGAUAAGUCACUUCGAGCCAGGACCGAUAUAUCCCAGGGCGCCGGGUGUGUUCUGGCAGAAGACCUUGCAAAGAGAGUUGUAAAAAUGGUUCUUAAGAAGAACCCUCCAGCCUGGUUCGCUUAUGGCCAGUUCACUGCUGUUUUGACAAUCUUGUACUAUGUCCCACUGUGGUUCAGAGAUUACUUCUACAAGCUGGUCAUGAAAGUAUAAACAACCUUGGAAGAUAGUAGUCGCGUGAACGAAGGGAAUUGCCGCUGAGAUCCCAAUUUCAUUCAUGCUA
This is a messenger RNA of Lolium rigidum, 853 nucleotides long. Its product is annotated as short-chain dehydrogenase cctT-like. The transcript has 3 exons. NCBI's taxonomy places the organism in Eukaryota, Viridiplantae, Streptophyta, Magnoliopsida, Poales, Poaceae. The record is from RefSeq and is a predicted model, not a curated record. Gene Ontology annotation, molecular function: oxidoreductase activity. Bases 16 to 783 code for a protein of 255 amino acids. Gene Ontology annotation, cellular component: endoplasmic reticulum.